CCGAGUCCGAUGAAAAUGGUUCAAAACUGACAUAGGAGAGCAGCGAUCAGCGCACGUUACAAAAAGGCAGCGGCCUUCGUUCAGAGACGCGGGAGAGAGAACGUCCCACCUUCUACCACAACAGCAACAAUGGCCCCAAAGAAGCAGCCGCAGAAGAAGAAGCAGAAUCCCAAUCAGAAAGGUUCUUCUUCUUCCAAGCCCAAAUCUCAAUCCGCAGAUCCCAAACCCACUCCCAAACUCCAAAUAUCUGCCGAGAAUGAGCGCCGCCUCCGCCGGCUCUUACUCAACUCAGACAGGCCCACCGCUCCCUCUCCAUCCCCCGUUGAUGCCACCAUCUCCAAAUCUCAGAAGGCGAAGAAGCUCCGCAACAUCUAUGAGAAGCUCUCCUGCGAAGGGUUCAAUGCCGACCAGAUAGAACAGUCGCUAUCGGCACUUAAUGAUGGAGCUACAUUUGAGGCGGCUCUUGAUUGGUUAUGCUUGAACGUUCCAGGGAAUGAGCUUCCCUUGAAGUUUUCAAGCGGAACAAAUAUGCUUAUGCAAGAAGGGGCAGAAAGAUCUAUUAAUAUCAUAUCUGCUGCUCGAGAAGAUUGGGUUCCUUCGCGGAUUCCAUCAGCUGAAGUUGAGGAUCAAAUGCCUGGAGUGUCUGUUAGAAUCAAAGGACAUCAAGAUGAUGAAUCUCUGGAUUUUGGGAAGCCAUCACAAGCGGACUGGAUACGACAAUAUGUGCAACAACAGGAAGAGGAAGAGUGGGAAGCUUUAUCUAGUGAUGCCAAUGACAAGGGGUCUACAAAGGAGGCUACUGAUCCAUGUUCUCGUGCUGUUUCCAUUGCCAAAGAGUAUCAUGCUGCAAGGUUAGCGGCAGUAGAGGCCAAAGAGAAAUGGGACAAGAAAAAUCAGGAACGGGCUGGUCAUAUCAUUCGCAAACUCAAACAGGAGAUGUCUUCUCUAGGACUAUCAGAUGACAUCUUAGUGUCAGGGUUUGGAGAUGAAAAUACUCUCAAUUGUAUGUCUGAGGCCAUAAUUUGUGAUUCAACAUCUAGCAAAGACCCUGAAUUUGAAGCACCAUGCAUUGUUAGAAGUAGAUCAGAGUUCACACUUGAGAAUGAACCCAUAAUUGAUGGAAAUGGAAUGGAAGACUGCUCAAAAGUAUUUGAGGGUGUUGUUGAUCCCUUUGAUGUCCCAGUUCCGGUGAGGGUUAGUGUAGAAGAUGAGCAAGAGGAAGUAGAGUUCAGCAAUUUAUUUUCUGAUGAUGCUUCAGUAAGUGGAAGCUUGCCUCCCGAAGUUUUGAAGAUGCAAAGGAAAGAGAAGAUAGCACAAUCUGGUCAUGGGCAAAUUCUAGGAAAACUUGAUGAACUCUGGAAAAAGGGAGACCCUGCGAAGAUUCCUAAGGCCAUUCUUCAGCAGCUGUGCCAGAGAUUAGGAUGGGAAGCACCCAAGUAUAGUAAAGUGUUUGGAAAGGAAAAAAAGUUCUCAUAUGCUGUUAGUGUUUUGCGUACGGCUAUUGGAAGGGGAAAGAGCCGAAAAGCUGGGGGCUUGAUUACACUCCAGCUUCCUGAUCAGGAUGAAACCUUUGAAUCUGCCGAGGAUUCACAGAAUAGAGUUGCUGCCUUUGCUCUUUAUCGUCUUUUUCCUGAUCUUCCAACUCACCAACUGAUUUUGGAGCCCUACUCUUCACUUAUUAGAAAAUGGCAGGAAGCUGAAUCCUUAACCAAACUAGAAGACACUGAAGAAAUUCGAAGAGCAGGUUUUGUUGACUCAUUAUUGAAUGUUGACAAUGACGGGUCUACUUCCACGACUGUCACAAAUGAUUCUUUUCCUGAAGAGCAUGCAAAACCAUACCCUCGGGAAAAUGCCCCCACUGCAAAAGCUGAAAGAACAAAACAUCGUAAGGAAGUAGAGAGCAGUUUUCUGAAACAAGAACUUGAAAACAAAAUGAAGCUGCAGAAAUAUAAGAAAAUGCUAGAAGCUAGAGCUGCUCUUCCCAUAGCUGAGCUGAAGAGUCAUUUACUGAAAUUGCUAAAGGAGAAUGAUGUUCUUGUUGUUUGUGGUGAGACAGGUUGUGGAAAGACAACUCAGGUGCCCCAAUUUAUAUUGGAUGACAUGGUUGAAUCAAGUAUGGGCGGGUAUUGUAGCAUUGUGUGCACACAGCCAAGGAGAAUAGCGGCCAUUUCUGUAGCAGAAAGAGUAGCGGAUGAGCGAUGUGAACCCUCACCCGGUUCAGACGGUUCAUUGGUUGGUUAUCAAGUUCGCCUUGAUAGUGCCAGGAAUGAGAAAACAAAGCUUCUCUUUUGUACAACGGGGAUUCUUCUUAGGAAACUUGCAGGGGACAAAGACUUGGCUGAUAUCACACAUGUCAUAGUUGAUGAAGUACACGAAAGGUCUCUUUUGGGAGACUUUCUACUCAUUGUUUUGAAGAGCCUUAUCGAGAGGCAAUCUGCCCAUGGAACACAGAAGUUGAAAGUUAUUCUCAUGUCUGCAACCGUUGAUGCGAAUCUGUUCUCAAAAUACUUUGGAAAUUGUCCAAUUAUUACUGCUAAAGGGCGGACACAUCCUGUGUCAACUUACUUCCUUGAGGAUGUUUAUGAAAAUAUCAAAUAUUGCCUUGCUUCAGAUUCACCCGCCUCACUAACAACCAUGGCACCCACAAGGGAAAAGCUUAGGAGUAGUCGUGUGGAUAACCAUAGAGGAAAGAAGAACCUUGUUAUGUCUGGCUGGGGAGAUGAAUCUGUACUAUCUGAAAGUUAUAUCAACCCACAUUACGAGCCAAAAUCUUAUGAGUCAUACAGUGAUAGGACUCGUCAGAAUCUGAAAAAUUUGAAUGAAGAUGUGAUUGAUUAUGAUCUUCUGGAAGAUUUGGUGUGUUAUGUUGAUGAAACUUACCCUGCAGGUGCCAUUCUUGUUUUCUUGCCUGGAGUUGCAGAAAUUUAUAUGCUAGUUGAUAAAUUGGCCGCUUCAUACCAGUUUGGUGGAUCAUCCAGUGAAUGGCUUCUUCCACUACAUUCAUCCCUUGCAUCAGCUGAGCAGAGAAAGGUGUUUCAAUCACCACCUGAAAAUAUUCGUAAGGUUAUUGUUGCAACAGAUAUUGCAGAAACCAGCAUAACAAUUGAUGAUGUUGUGUAUGUAAUUGACUGUGGAAAGCACAAGGAGAACCGCUAUAACCCCCAGAAGAAAAUGUCAAGUAUGGUGGAGGACUGGAUUUCACAGGCAAAUGCAAGGCAACGGCGAGGAAGAGCCGGGCGUGUAAAACCAGGAAUCUGCUUUUGCUUGUACACAUGCCAUAGAUUUGAGAAACUCAUGCGCCCAUACCAGGUACCUGAGAUGUUACGACUGCCAUUGGUUGAAUUGUGUCUACAAAUUAAGUCACUUUCUCUUGGUGAUAUAACGUCAUUUUUGUUAAAGGCAAUAGAACCUCCACGUGAUGAAGCAAUUACCUCGGCAAUUGCUACGUUGUACGAGGUUGGAGCUAUUGAAGGGGACGAAGAAUUGACACCUCUUGGUUAUAAUUUGGCAAAACUUCCUGUGGAUGUGUUGAUUGGAAAGAUGAUGUUGUAUGGUGGAAUAUUUGGUUGCUUAUCACCAAUUCUCUCAAUUGCUGGAUUUUUGAGCUACAAGUCGCCAUUUGUUUAUCCUAAAGAUGAGAAACAAAAUGUGGAGAGAGCAAAAUCAUCCCUAUUGAUGGAGAAGCUGGAUAAUGUAAGUGAGUUUGAUGAAGGAAGCCGACAAUCUGAUCACCUCUUAAUGGUGGUUGCAUACAACAAAUGGGUAAAGAUUCUUCAUGAGAAGGGAACAAAAGCUGCACAUCAGUUUUGCAAUUCAUACUUUUUGAACAGUUCAGUUAUGUACAUGAUAAGGGACAUGCGCAUACAAUUUGGGAGUUUGUUAGCAGAUAUUGGGAUCAUUAAUCUCCCAAAGCGUUCCCUGACUGAUGGUAAAAUGAAAGACAAACUGGACAGCUGGUUUGCUGAUAUGUCUCAGCCAUUCAAUAAGUAUUCUCACCAUUCUUCGGUUGUUAAGUCAGUCUUAUGUGCAGGUCUCUAUCCUAAUGUUGCUGCUACCGAAGAAGGAAUUGUUGCAGGAUCUCAAAGCAGCAACAGAACAUUGUCUGCCAAUCCUACUGGUCGUCCCCUCUGGUAUGAUGGAAGAAGAGAAGUUCACAUACAUCCAUCGUCUAUAAACAAUAAUAUAAAAGCCUUUCAGUACCCAUUUCUGGUGUUUCUUGAAAAGGUUGAAACUAGUAAAGUAUUUUUGCGAGAUACUAGCAUCGUCUCUCCAUACUCUAUUUUGCUAUUUGGUGGUCCCAUUAACAUUCAACACCAGACAGGACUGGUCACAAUAGAUGGUUGGUUAAAACUGACAGCACCGGCACAAACUGCUGUACUCUUCAAGGAACUCCGUUUAACACUUCAUUCUGUUCUAAAGGAGCUGAUUCGGAAGCCAGAGAUGGUGACUGUUGUUGACAACGAAAUUGUGAGAUCCAUCAUUCAUUUGUUGUUGGAGGAAGACAAACCACUGAGGUGAAUUCUUUUUUCUUCUGAGCAGCGAGGUAUGGAUUAUCCCUUGCGGU
This is a messenger RNA of Magnolia sinica, 4564 nucleotides long. Its product is annotated as DExH-box ATP-dependent RNA helicase DExH7, chloroplastic. Lineage: Eukaryota; Viridiplantae; Streptophyta; Magnoliopsida; Magnoliales; Magnoliaceae. The coding region runs from base 130 to 4518 and encodes 1462 amino acids. The transcript has 34 exons. Gene Ontology annotation, cellular component: intracellular anatomical structure. Gene Ontology annotation, molecular function: RNA binding; ATP binding. The record is from RefSeq and is a predicted model, not a curated record.